AAAAAAAAAAAAAAAAAAGACCUAUGACCUUUCUGGCGCCAAGACAGACUUAUCUGUUUGUCCAAAAACACGAAGGGGACAAGGCUGGCCAUUCAUCCGGUGGCACCCAAGACCUCGGCCACGCGGAUGGCACCAGUCGGAGGCGGACUUUGGCACGAGAGCCACCACGGCACGAUGCGGGCUCUCACCAUCGCCGUCACCAUCACCGUCCUACACCAGGCAGCGCAGUCUUCCGUAUGCCUUCAUCACCACCACCAUUUUCCGCCACCAUUUCCUCAACACCAACGACCGAAGGACCCAUUAACAACCCUCCCUUUACCCACCGGAUCCCCAGGGCUCACGCAGGAGGCUCACAGGAGGACCGCUGGGCCAAGGAAUUCUGCAAGGCGUCCUUUUGCGGGAUCAUGUCCUCCUCCAAGUGGCAACUCUGCUGCGAGGGACACGACGAGUGCUGCGCCUACCUCCAGCUCGAGGGCGUGGGCGGUGGAGGUGGGUUGCGGGCGUCACGCGGUGGCUCUUUCUCUGGCUUAUUGUGUCUCCAGUAGGCUGUUCCCUCUCUCGUA
Messenger RNA from Penaeus vannamei (Pacific white shrimp), 563 nucleotides. Lineage: Eukaryota; Metazoa; Arthropoda; Malacostraca; Decapoda; Penaeidae. The record is from RefSeq and is a predicted model, not a curated record.